UGGGCCCUCAACACACUGCACAUCCUCUGCUCUUCCUCGCAGUUUCGAUGACUGCAUUCGUUCUCGUCGAAGGGGCCCCAGUUGAAGCGCGACAACUUAUACCGGGCCUCCCAAUUGACCUCCCAAUCGGCCUUCCGAGUCUGCCAAUCGGACUUCCUGGCCUUCCAAUUGGCCUUCCAGGUCUCCCGAUCGGCGCGCCUGCCACAACAACCGCCGCCCCCGCCCCGACUCUUCCUACCACGCCCGGUCUUCCAGGAGUGCCUCCCAUCAUUCCAGGCCUCCCUUCCGCUCCAGGUACCGGUCUCCCUGCCAUCCCAGCUCUCCCGGACGUCCUGGCAUCCAUGGCAUCCAUGCUUAGCAGUAUUUGGGGUCUACCGAAACCCACAACCAGCAAGCCAGGCGAUCUUCCCCUCCCACCCAUUACAAGCAUCCUCCCACCUAUCGUCACUGAGAUUCUUCCACCGAUUUUGACCGAGAUUUUGCCCCCUCUUCCGACCGGACUUCCAGACCUACCUCUUCCACCAAUUAUAACCAGCAUUCUACCUCUGGACGUUCCUCUUCCUAAGAGCGGCGUACCAGACCUCCUGGCUACGGCAACCAGUGUCGUGGAUGUCCCCUCUGUAACGAGUAGACUCCCAGGCCUACCACCCAUCGUUACCAGCAUUGCACCACUUCCGUCGCUUACCAGCAUUUUCCCAACCAUUCCGCUUCCGACUAACGACCUCCCAAUCCUCCCCACUGCUCUCUCCCUUGCUAUUCCACUCGAAGAGAGGCAACUCGACGCCAUAAUUCCCAAGGUCACACUCAGCCUUCCGGCCCUCCCAAUAAUAGAUGAUCUCGACCUACCCAUCCCAACGGACCUGCCAAUUAUUCCUGCUCUUACCAGCCUUCUGGGACCCGUUCUUGGUCCAAUCCUUCCGACCCCGACGACGAGCAGCACUCCAGUUCCACCUCUCUCGAGCCUUUUAUCUAGCCUCCCAAUUUUGACUGCUCUUCCUAUAAUCCCACCUAUUCUAGGUGGCUUAUAGA
This is a messenger RNA of Cyclocybe aegerita, 1029 nucleotides long. Lineage: Eukaryota; Fungi; Basidiomycota; Agaricomycetes; Agaricales; Hemipholiotaceae. The record is from the annotation of a GenBank genome assembly.